CCAGUGUUAGUGAUGAACGACAGGAAACGGAACACCAUCCACUUGUCCUCAGCGCGGCUCCAUCUCCUCCGCAGCCGCCUGUUGUUCCCCCAUCACUACCGGGUCUCUGCCGCCGGGGCCGCUCUGGGAUAGCGGCGGUUGACGGCGUAUGGUGGAAUCUGUGGGAGCAGCUACGACAAGAAGCGGACAACAUGAGCGUGGAGGCGUACGGGCCGAGCUCACAGACCCUGACGUUUCUGGACACCGAGGAGUCCGAGCUGCUGGGAGCGGACACCCAGGGUUCCGAGUUCGACUUCACCGACUUUACGCUGCCGAGCCAGACGCAGACGCAGACGCAGGGCCAGAGCCAGAGCCAGAGCCAGGUGGACGCCCAGGCUAACGGUCCAGAUGUUGUGCUGCAGAAUGGAGAUGACCCUGUGGUGAAAGCCAGCCAGCUGCUUGCAGAAUUAAACUUUGAGGAGGAUGAGGAGGAUGCUUACUAUAGCAAGGACCUUCCCCUGCAUGCUUGCUGUUACUGUGGCAUUCAUGAUCCAGCCUGUGUGGUCUUCUGCAACACCAGCAAGAAAUGGUUUUGUAAUGGCCGUGGAAACACAUCUGGAAGCCACAUUGUCAACCACCUGGUGAGGGCGAAGUCCAAGGAGGUGACCCUGCACAAAGAUGGUCCUCUGGGAGAAACCGUGCUGGAGUGCUACAACUGUGGCUGUCGCAACGUCUUCCUGCUGGGCUUCAUCCCUGCCAAGGCCGACUCAGUGGUGGUGUUACUCUGCAGGCAACCAUGUGCCAGCCAGAGCAGCCUGAAGGACAUCAACUGGGACAGCUCCCAGUGGCAGCCACUCAUCCAGGACCGCUGUUUUCUCUCCUGGCUGGUCAAAAUCCCCUCUGAGCAGGAGCAGCUCCGGGCCCGGCAGAUCACCGCACAGCAGAUAAAUAAGCUGGAGGAACUGUGGAAGGAAAAUCCCACUGCCACUCUGGAGGACCUGGAGAAGCCCGGAGUAGAUGAGGAGCCCCAGCACGUCCUGCUGCGUUACGAGGAUGCCUAUCAGUACCAGAACAUCUUUGGUCCUCUGGUGAAGCUGGAGGCUGACUAUGAUAAGAAGCUGAAGGAGUCACAGACUCAAGAAAACAUAACGGUUAGAUGGGACCUGGGCCUGAAUAAGAAAAGAAUAGCUUUUUUCUCCCUGCCCAAGACUGACUCUGAUAUGCGACUGAUGCAGGGUGAUGAAAUCUGCCUCAGGUAUAAAGGAGACCUGGCCGCUCCGUGGAAAGGCAUUGGACAUGUCAUCAAGGUCCCCGACAACUACGGGGAUGAGAUUGCCAUUGAGCUUAGGAGCAGUGCUGGAGCUCCGGUGGAGAUCCCUCACAACUUUCAGGUGGACUUUGUGUGGAAGUCCACCUCCUUUGACAGAAUGCAGAGUGCCCUGAAAACAUUCGCUGUGGAUGAGACUUCAGUGUCCGGUUAUAUCUAUCACAAGUUGCUGGGCCAUGAGGUGGAGGAUGUGGUGAUUAAAUGCCAGCUGCCUAAACGCUUCACUGCUCAAGGCUUACCUGACCUCAACCACUCUCAGGUGUAUGCUGUUAAGAUAGUGUUACAGCGUCCCCUCAGUCUGAUCCAGGGUCCCCCUGGCACAGGGAAGACCGUCACAUCAGCAACCAUAGUCUACCACCUGGCUAGACAAGGAAUUGGGCCGGUGCUGGUGUGUGCUCCCAGUAACAUUGCUGUGGACCAGCUGACUGAGAAAAUUCACCAGACGGGGCUCAAAGUAGUGAGACUUUGUGCCAAAAGCAGGGAAGCCAUAGAUUCGCCUGUGUCCUUCCUGGCUUUGCACAACCAGACCCGUAACAUGGAAAGCAUGCCUGAGCUCCAGAAACUCCAGCAGCUGAAAGAUGAGACCGGAGAGCUGUCCUCCUCGGACGAGAAGCGCUACAGAGCGCUGAGACGCACGGCUGAGAGAGAGCUGCUCAUGAAUGCUGACGUGAUCUGCUGCACAUGUGUUGGAGCUGGAGAUCCCCGUCUGGCUAAAAUACAGUUCCGAUCGAUCUUGAUUGAUGAGAGUACCCAGGCCACGGAACCAGAGUGCAUGGUGCCUGUUGUCCUUGGGGCCAAACAGCUGAUUCUGGUGGGCGAUCACUGCCAGCUGGGACCUGUGGUAAUGUGUAAGAAGGCAGCCAAGGCGGGCCUUUCUCAGUCUCUGUUUGAGCGUCUGGUUGUGCUGGGCAUCAGGCCCAUCCGUCUGCAGGUUCAGUACCGCAUGCACCCGGCUCUCAGCGCCUUCCCCUCCAACAUCUUCUAUGAGGGCUCCUUGCAGAAUGGCGUCACUGCUGCUGACCGGGUGAGAAACGGCUUCGACUUCCAGUGGCCACAGCCUGAUAAGCCCAUGUUCUUUUAUGUCACCCAAGGCCAAGAGGAGAUUGCCAGCUCUGGAACAUCCUAUCUUAACAGAACUGAGGCUGCCAAUGUGGAGAAAAUCACCACAAGGUUACUGAAGGCAGGGGCCAAGCCCGAUCAGAUCGGCGUCAUCACUCCCUAUGAAGGACAGAGGUCCUACCUGGUCCAGUACAUGCAGUUCAGUGGCUCCCUCCAUACCAAGCUCUACCAGGAGGUGGAAAUAGCCAGUGUGGAUGCUUUCCAAGGCAGAGAGAAAGACUUCAUCAUCUUAUCCUGUGUGAGGGCCAAUGAGCACCAGGGAAUUGGCUUCCUCAACGACCCCAGACGCCUUAACGUGGCACUCACCAGGGCCAGGUAUGGGGUGAUCAUUGUGGGGAAUCCUAAAGCCCUGUCCAAGCAGCCUUUGUGGAACCACCUGCUGAACUACUACAAAGAACAGAAGGUCUUGGUUGAAGGUCCUUUAAACAACCUGAGAGAAAGCCUCAUGCAGUUCAACAAGCCACGAAAGCUAGUCAACGCCAUUAACCCGGGUGGGAGGUUUAUGAGCACAGCCAUGUAUGACGCAAGGGAGGCGCUGAUUUCUGGAUCUGUUUAUGAUCGCAGCAGCAAUGGCCGUCCCUCCAACAUGUACUUCCAAACUCAUGACCAGAUCGGUAUGAUCAGCUCAGGACCCAGUCCAAUGUCGUCCAUGAACAUUCCUAUUCCCUUCAACCUUAUGAUGCCUCCUAUACCUCCACCUGCUUAUUUAGGACAGAUGAAUGGUCGUGGUGGAAGCAUGAAGAACAGAUCAGCCAGCGGUGGCAGUGGCGGGACUCGAGGUGGUCGUCAAAGAAACCAUGGCAUCAUGGGAAAUGGAGGAAUAGGCCGAGGGCUGCACGGAGCCCACGUGGCUGGAUCCCUGGCUAGCCAAGAGCAGGGCUCCCAGCCAUUCUCCCAGGGCCCCGUCACACAGAGCUACAUGAACAUGAGUCAGCCAUCGCAGAUGAGCCAGCCAGGGCUCUCCCAGGCUGAACUCUCACAGGACAGUUAUCUAGGAGAUGACUUCAAGUCCCAGAUUGAUGUGGCUCUCUCCCAGGACUCCACCUACCAGGGGGAACGGGCCUAUCAGCAUGGUGUGACUGGACUCUCCCAGUACUAGAAUGUUGCUGGAACAGAGCUAGACCUGCCCGAAGCUUGGUUUGUUGGGAUUUUAAUCUGGGUAAUAAAAAAAGAACAUGGAUACCCGUUUUCCACUCGUACAACCGAAGCACCGCUGCGUGAAAGAGGAAGAGACCGAGAAAAAUCAACCAAUCACCAGAGUGAGAGCUAAAAUGGCAGUAGAGCUGGACGGGAAAGAGAGCAAGGUGGAAGUGGGCUGGUACGUCGUCAGGAAGCACUGCUGCACACCAGUGAAGACCUAGAGAAGAAAAGCCGGUGUCCUGAGAGCAGCACAGUGGAGGAGAGGAGACCAUCAGCUGGUCAGAGAGUAGGAUAGUUCUACAUGAUUCUGGACCAGUGGGAAAGGAGACCUCCAGGCGAUACCAUUUGGAAUGUUGCUCCAAAAGCUGAGAACAGAGGAGGAGAGCUGUCUCACACAAAACUCCUCCAAGUAACUCAGCAUGGCAUCCUGUGACUUGGAGUGAGACAUUAAAUGGAGACACAUCUCCAGAACCAGUUGUUAUGGCAACUCUUUGAAAGCCAAAGCUUGAAUCAAAGCAUAGAAGAAAUGUUUGCUGGUUCAAGUGGACUCAAAAGUGUUUGUGCUGUUGUGGCGCAGAAAUGUCAUCUUAGUUUGUAGGAUUGCAGACACAUGGGUCGUGGACUUUUCUUCCUUAGCUUUGAGAAAUCUGUCAGCGUUCUGAAGAAAUCUGUAUGCUAGUGCAGCUUGUCGUCUUUCAAAGCAGUCAAGGGUGUCCAAGGUAUGGCCCUGGGGCCAUUUGUGGCCCCUUGACUUAUUUUAUUGCAGCCACCAACUGCAUUUCAAGAAUGAUUUAAAUUUGGUGCGUCAGAACAGGUGGUUGAUGCAGAUUGAGACUUUUUAUUUAUUAGUUCAUAAUUAUUACUGAAUAAUUAAAAUCUUGCAAUGGAAAAUGUUAGCAACAACAAAAAGUAUUUGUCUUUUAAUAACCACACUUUUUACAUUAUCUAUUCAUCAAACACAGCAAGCAAUUUAAAAGACAGAACAACCAAAGUCCUGUUCUUGUUGAUUAGAAAAUAAACAAAUGCUUUUUUUAAUUGAGCCCAAAAAAAAUAAAAUAAAUUGCAAAUAGUUUUUGUCUUGUUUUAGUACCACUAAUGCAAACGGACAAAACCCUUUUUCAUUUUUGGCUCUGUAAUGACAUACUCAUCCCUGUCAUACAAAGAAAUUUGACUAUUUUAUUUGUUUAAUUGAAACAGCGCAUGUUUAGCUUAUUUUUAAGCAGGUAAAAAAAAAUCACAAUAUAAUUUUUUUUGUGCUCUCAGCUUUUAGAAGAAUAAUUUCUUUGGCCCACGUGUGGUUUUGACAAUUUUGGCCCACAUGAAAAAACGUUUGGACACCACUGCUGUAGGUGGUCUGCUAAGAGCAGGUGGUUAUGUUAGAAUAUUAAAAGCUAAGAAAAAUUUUAUCCUUCCAGAGGCUAGUAAUAUAAAAAUAAGCACCAUAAAUAUAUUUGAAGUGUAUGAGGAAGUCCUUUUUUCCCAUUGACUAAAAGUGGUAAAGCCAGGGGGUGGAAUUUAUUCUGAAUUCCUAAUUUUCCUUCUGUUAAAGUAAAUUAAACAAACUGUACUUUACUCCGAUCCAUAUUCUUAAGACAUGUCAAAAGGCAUCCAGACAGUGAGGUUCUACACAGUGGUAGCUCUUGCAUACCAGAACAGGAUGACAACAACUUGUAAGGAAAAACUGAAAGCAGACUUUCUUUAAUGCUUUAUGAGCCUGAGUUCAUCAAACCCUUAACACCCCUUCUUAAAACAUAUUCAACUUGGUCCACAUUAAUCCUGCUGUGAUAUUAAGGAUGUAUCGUGCUUGAACAGUGUUUAUAAAGAAAUCACAUGAGAUCUGUCACUUAAAAAACAUUACCUACUUUUGAUAAAUGACUGUUUUAUUCUUCAGUCCAAAGUAUUCCUAUUUUUGUUCUCCUGAACUAUGGAAAGUAGACAAAAAAAUGUAAUUGUGAAUAUAGUAUCUUAUGUCAUUAGUUUCCUUUGUAAAUUCCUAUUUCACUCAAGCUGACCUUGAGUAUACACUUGCAUAAUUUAACCUUUUAACCUAACCUAAUUUAACCUUUUGGCCAUAUUAAUAAGAACUUAACCAAUCAUGUGAGCACUGGAGGCUAUUAGAUAGCCCUUAUGUCUAUCUGAAAUAUAAGUUUUAAAUGCUUGCUUGUGCUACCAGGCUUGAGGUGCCGGAGAAAACGAGCACAAGGCUAAUUACACUACAAAUUAAGCUUUUUUUUUAUCCUAUAUUGAAUCAGGAAGAAAUAUCAUGCAAAUUACAUCAAAUUUGUAAUUACCAUCCCUUUGAGCAACGUGUACAGGGUCUUGUUCUCAUAGUGUGUUGCAUUUCUUUCACCAACACCAAAUGUAACUUUUCAAAGCUUCAUGAGAUUUCCUGCAUACCAGCAAUAAAUCAACACGACAGCCUGUAUAAGUAACCUCCGUGUGUUUUUGCAUGAGGAUCAAUUCAGAUGGAGCAGGGGAUUCCCCCUCACAGUUUCUGCCAGAAUGUGGGCAUAUCACUGUUUAAAACCAAACUUUAAGUUUAGUUUUUCUCCUUUUAAAUCUGUUAACCAUGACAAAUAAAAUGUCUUGUGCUUGAUCUCA
Fundulus heteroclitus (mummichog) is the source of this 6166-nucleotide messenger RNA. RefSeq names its product regulator of nonsense transcripts 1. NCBI's taxonomy places the organism in Eukaryota, Metazoa, Chordata, Actinopteri, Cyprinodontiformes, Fundulidae. Bases 192 to 3524 code for a protein of 1110 amino acids. Gene Ontology annotation, molecular function: zinc ion binding; DNA binding; ATP binding. Gene Ontology annotation, biological process: nuclear-transcribed mRNA catabolic process, nonsense-mediated decay. The transcript is spliced from 24 exons. Gene Ontology annotation, cellular component: cytoplasm. The record is from RefSeq and is a predicted model, not a curated record.